ACCGAUCGUUCCUUGCCGCCUUCCGGAACGCCGAGCGCUGCAAAGUACCGCCGCGACGCCGCACCCCGGAAACCCGGAAUCUGCGAGGUUCGUCGCCUGCCGCAGCGUUUCAGUCACCGCGCCGAAGUGCGCGCCGCAGUGUUCGCCGCCGCAGUGCAGUGCCGCCGCGCCGCCCCCGCCCGGCGCCCGUGCAGUGAGUGCGUCCCGGCGCCGUCCGCGUCGCCUGCCCGAUUUCGUCCAGGCGAAUCCCCGUUGAUCUCGUCUGCGCCGGCCAUAUUGCAUACCAGCCCGAGCGAGAGGCCGCCAUCUGAGCGCAGCGCGCUGAAGAAGGAGCGCCGGAGUGUCUUGAGGCCGGUGAACAAGUUCGUGCACGCGGGGCGAGAGGCUGAGGAAUGUUAGAGCACCGCAGCAUCUAACAGACACACGUGUCGGCCGCGCUCUCAAACGGAGCCGAAAUGCUGCACUAGUCCGGGACGACGAACCGGACGAACAAUUGGCGAUGGUGCGAUAGUGACGAUCACUAGUGACAUGUGGCACAGCUGGCUCUUGCUCGUCGGGUGGUUGUGGGUCGCGGGCGCCCAGCCAGGGCCCGGGCCCGGAGACUACUCGGCGCAGAUGCAGUCCAGGGCGGUGGACACGAGGGUCACCCUGGAGAUCAAGGAGAGUCAGCCGAAGGGCACCGUGGUGGGCCGGAUCCCGAUCAAGCCGGGCUUCACCUACCGGUUCAACGAGGCCCCGAGGGAGUUCACCAUGGACCCGAGAAGCGGCGAAAUCCGAACCAACGCCGUUCUGGACAGAGAAAUUUUGAACAACGACAGGUACGACCUAGUGGUACUAUCGAGCCAGCCCACCUACCCCAUCGAAGUGAGGAUACUGGUCAUCGACAUCAACGACAACCCCCCGGAGUUCCCGGAACCGUCAAUCGCCGUUUCCUUUUCUGAAAGCGCCGCCGCCGGAACGCGUCUCUUACUUGACGCCGCCUCCGACAGAGACAUCGGCAUCAACGGCGUCUCCGACGACUACCACAUAAUCGCCGGGAACAACGACGACAAAUUCAAACUCGUCCUCACCGCCAACCCCAGCGGAGAAACCUCUUACUUACACCUAGAAACCACAGGCAAGCUCGACAGGGAGACCCAGGGUGUGUAUUACUUGAACAUUUCGGCCCGCGAUGGCGGUACUCCUCCCAAAUUCGGCUACCUUCAAGUAAACGUGACCAUUCUCGACGUUAAUGACAACCCUCCGAUCUUCGACCACAGUGAUUACAUUGUGUCAUUGAACGAAAGUGUUCCUCCCGGCACUCCGGUACUACAAGUGAUGGCCACAGAUAACGAUCUCGGUGAUAACGCAAAAAUAACGUACUAUCUCGCGGAUACAGAAAGGCAGUUUACUGUUGACCCAGAAACCGGAGUGAUUUCAACCACAGAAACGCUCGAAUGCCCUCAACACAACUGUCCGCAAACCACCAAAUCUUGCUCGAAGAGUUGUGUGUUUACAGUUUUCGCACGAGACCACGGGUCGCCGCGCCAAGAUGGUCGUACUUACGUUACCGUGAACCUGGUGGACGCCAACGACCACGAUCCCGUCAUCAAGUUCCAGUAUUUCCCGUUUAACGCACCUUUUGCCACCGUCGACGAGAACGCGGGCAACGGUUCUGUGGUGGCUGCGGUCUCAGUUGUUGAUCUAGAUGAAGGGUUGAACGGCGAAACCACAGUUCGGAUUGUUUCCGGGAAUGAAUUGAGCCAUUUUCGACUGGAUUAUACACCGAGUUUUGAUAUAGUGAGAGUUAACGGUGUGUUGGACCGCGAAGAGAUAAGCAAGUACAACCUCACCGUAGUAGCUACAGAUAAAGGUACUCCUCCACGUACUGCCACCGCUUUUUUGAUAAUACACGUGAAUGACGUCAACGACCACGAGCCUGUGUUCGAGAAGAGCGAAUAUUCGGCGAUUUUGAGCGAACUGGCACCACCCGGAACGUACGUUGCGGGGAUUACGGCGACGGAUGAGGACACCGGAGUCAACGCCCAAAUUUACUACGCUUUCGUUUCCGGAAACGAACAUCAGUGGUUCGCUAUUAAUUCCGACUCCGGACUGAUAACGACACGCGAGGUUUUGGACCGGGAAGUGCAGGGUACCGUCGAAUUGAACAUCUCGGCGAGAGACGGAGGACCGAAUCCGAAGUGGGCUUACACUCAGUUGAAAGUGACGAUUUUAGACGAGAAUGACGAGGCGCCGGAGUUUUCGCAAUCCAAGUUUAAUGUGAGUUUGUCCGAGAAUGUGCCUCCGGGUACUUUAGUGGCGAUGUUGACGGCCGCUGAUCAUGAUCAAGGUACUAACGGAAGUGUUGCUUAUUCUCUGCAUCCAAUGACACAGCAGCGGUACGACAACACUUUCGCUCUGGAUUCUUUAACGGGACAAUUAACGACACGGAAAAAAUUGGAUCGUGAAGAAAUCAGUCACUAUGAAAUACAUGUCGUUGCUAAAGAUCAAGGAUUACCGCCGCAAUCGUCGACUGCUACCGUUUACUUGAACGUCCUCGACAUCAACGACAACAGCCCGGAGUUCUACCCCCAGAAGUACUUUCUUGCGGUGUCGGAGACCGUCAAGACUGGUAGCUCCCUUUUGAAGGUGACGGUCACCGAUCGAGACGAGGGUGAAAAUGCUAUGAUCACCUACAAGCUAGAAAACGGAGGCGACGGUUUGUUUACUAUCGACGAAUGGACUGGAGUUGUCUCCUUGCGUGGUUCUUUGAAGUCGUCGUCGAAGCCCAUCCACAAACUCAAAAUCUCCGCUAAAGACCACGGCGACAAGCGAGCGUCUGAAGACGCCACUGUUGAAAUAAUCAGAGAACGCGACCUGGAGGAACUCCACUUUGACAACUACGGCAGCUACGAGUUCAAAAUCGUCGAAGACGACACCGAGUGGAAACGUCGCGAUGUUGGCCAAGUUCGCGUGCGCAACCCCGACGCGGUUUACUCCAUCGUCUUCGGCGACCCCAAGCACAACUUCCACAUCGACGAGCACACGGGGAAGAUCACCACGGCGAAGAAGAUCGACCGCGAGCAGACUCUGAUGUACAGUUUGACAAUCAGUGCGCGCGUGGGCUUGGCGUACGGUAAAACUCUUGUCAACAUCGUGGUCUUAGACUUGAAUGACAAUAAACCCGUCUUCUUGCGCGAUAAGGACGAAGUGAAGCUCGCUGAAAACGCUGCUGUCGGACAAGAAGUGUAUCUCGCGCGUGCUAGAGAUCUCGAUGCCGGUAUAAACAGCCGAGUGACAUAUAACCUGAAUUACAAUCCGGACGAUCAAUUCAGGAUUUCCGAAGCCACGGGAGUGAUUUAUUUGAACAGGCCGAUAAGGGCAGAGCCCGGGGCCGUGUUGCAUGUGGAAGUGACAGCGACGGACGGUGGCGAGCCGCCUUUAUCUUCGAAACAUUCGGUCGCGAUAGUGGUGGAGGAUGUUAACGACCACACUCCGGUUUUCGACCACACUUCGUACGAGACGUCCUUGCUGGAGUCGACGCCCGUCAACGAGAGGUUCUUCGCGCUGGCGGCGAGCGACGCCGACUUGGGGGCGAACGGGCGGAUUUCCUACGCCAUCAGUGAAGGCAACGCCGAAGGAAAAUUCGGGGUGUUUCCGGACGGGUUCCUGUACGUCCGACAGAAUUUAGACCGGGAAGACAAGGAUUACUAUUCGCUUUCCGUGACGGCGAGCGACUCCGGGAACCCGUCUCGCUCGUCGGUGGUGCCCGUCGUCAUCCACGUCAUCGACGAGAACGACAACAGUCCUGAAUUCACCAAUUCCACCUUCACCUUCAGCAUUCGCGAGAACGAACCUCCGGAUUCUUUCGUGGGAAAAUUAACAGCGACGGAUCACGACAUCGGGCGUAACGCAGAACUCAUCUUCUCUCUAUCCAACUCGCAGAGCGACUUCGCCAUCGACCCGAAGAACGGUUUCAUCAAGACCCUUCAUGUUUUCGAUCGUGAGGAGCUGGUUCAGAACACCGGCCAGAAUUAUCUGACUCUGGAAGCGGCCGUUACAGACAACGGGAAUCCUCGAUUGCGCGAUAAAGUCAAAGUUAAUGUUCACGUGACGGACGUGAACGACAACCCCCCGAAAUUUCUUCGGACGCCGUACAAGGUUCAAGUGUCGGAAGGUUCAGCGGCGGGCACUCAGGUCAUCAGAUUGUACACGUCGGAUGCCGAUGAAGGGCUCAACGGUGACGUGUUUUACUCGAUCGUGAAGGGGAACGAGGACGGGAGGUUCGCCGUGGAGGAAGCGACGGGGCAGAUUAUGUUGGCGAGGUCCUUGGACAGGGAGACUAUUUCGAGGUAUAGUUUGACCGUGGUGGCGCGUGACGCGGGGUUGUCGAAGCAGCUGAGUUCGACGACUACGGUGGUCGUGGAGGUGCUGGACGAGAACGACAACGCGCCGGAAUUUACGCAGACGGACUCGAAAAUUAGCGUGAUCGAGACGAGUCCGGUGAACACGGAGCUGGUUCAGUUCAGGGCGAGUGAUGCGGACUUGGGGGUGAACAGUGAGGUGGUGUUUUCGAUAAGUGCGGGGAACAGGAAGGACACGUUUCACGUUGACGCUUCGACUGGGAUGUUGUAUUUGCAUAAACCGUUAGAUUACGAGGAGUUGAGUGCUUAUCAGUUGAACAUAACAGCGUCGGAUAAUGGGAAUCCGAGAUUAUCAACGACAAUUUUGUUCGGUAUUGCUGUCGAAGAUGCGAACGAUAAUCCGCCUUCGUUUCCUAGCACGGCGAUAGUCCGCCAGAUCCGCGAAGGCAUUUCUGUACACACCCCCAUAGUCACGGUUACGGCUGAUGACCCCGACUAUGGAAUUAAUGGCAAAGUGACUUACGCCAUAUCGCAGCAAGAGCCGGAAGACGGCAACAGACACUUCGAGAUUAAUCCGGUUACAGGGGUCAUCCACACUCUCUUGCCUAUCGACAGGGAAACUAUUGACACCUUCCGGCUGACGGUUGUAGCGACGGACCAAGCCCAACCCGCCUCGUCUAGACUGUCGGCGAACAAGCUCGUCACAGUCAUCGUCGAGGACGUCAACGACAACGCGCCCGUGUUCGUCUCGAUGAACUCGGCGAUCCUCCCCCAGCCCUCUAGUUUCCCCAAAGAAGGCGCCUUGAUCAUGAACGUCUUCGCCAGGGACCUGGACUCCGCCACAAACGGGCUCGUCACCUACGAACUCGCCAGCGGCAACUCGGAGCUGUUCCGCUUGGAUCAGAGCACCGGGGCGUUGCGCUUACGCAAGUCCAUCUUCAACCCGGAACCCACGUACCGGCUCUCCGUCAAAGCCACCGACGAAGCCGUCCAGAAUGAGCGGAAAAGCAGCGAGGCCUACCUCACCAUCAUCGCGAGCAAUUCCCUCGAGAAAGGCCCGGAAUUCGAGAGCGACUUCUUCACUGGCAGCGUUUACGAGAACGAACCUCCGGGUACGAGCAUCCUAACGGUUUCUGCGAACUUCGACUCCGGUGAAGUGGAAUAUUACGUGACGAACGUGACUGGUGACGGUGCUCAAGUUGACAGAUUGUUCGACAUCGACACCAAACUGGGAGUCGUUUCGACGGCCACUCAACUCGACAGGGAGCAAGGAGUUGACGUGUACGAGGUCGAGGUUUACGCAAUCGUCGCCGGAGGAUCGCCGAAAACCACCAGGACCAAGGUCCAGAUUACCAUCUUGGACAAGAACGACAGCCCUCCCUCCUUCAAGGACACCCCUUUGCACUUCUCCAUCUCCGAGGACCUGGGUCCCGGUCAGUCCGUGGCGACGGUGAAAGCCGACGAUCCCGACACCAUUGGCGAGCUGGAGUACACUUUGAUCAAAGGCGACGACGGGCACUUCCUCCUCGACAAGACCUCGGGAGUCCUCAGCUUGAUCGACUCCCUCGACCGGGAAACCAAAGACGUGUACAAGCUGACGGUGAGGGCCAGCGACGGAAACCAGCACACCGACACCGUCCUGACAGUGCAGAUCACAGAUACCAACGACAACCCCCCGGCGUUCUUGGAGAGCGCCUACUCCUUCGACAUCCCGGAGAACGCGCCGAGGGGCUCCAGAGUGGGCCAAGUCAAGGCCACCGAUCCGGACCUGGGGAUUAACGCUCAUCUCACCUACACGGUCAUCAGCGACUGGGCCAACGACGUCUUCUCCCUCAACCCCCAGACGGGGGUGUUCACACUCACGUCGCGCCUGGACUACGAAGAGGUCCAACACUACAUCCUGGUCGUCCAGGCCCAGGACGCCGGCCACCCGGCUCUCUCCAGCACCCUCACCGUCUACUGCAACGUCCUGGACCUCAACGACAACACGCCCCUCUUCGACCCCAUGUCCUACACCAACGAGAUCUUCGAGAAUGUGAGCGUGGCCACCCCUGUGGUCACCGUCAGCGCUACAGACCUGGACUCCGGAGAGAACGGCAAGAUCGUGUACAGCAUUACGGCGGGAGAUGAACGAGGAGACUUCGAAGUGGUACCCAACGGUACCAUCGUCACUAAGAGGAGUUUGGACAGGGAGCGGCAGGGGCUGUACAACUUGGUGGUGACGGCGACCGAUCAGGCCUUGCCCGUGGAUCAACGUCUGUCGUCUACGGUUCAGGUGACCAUCAUCCUCAAAGACGUCAACGACAUGUCCCCUGAGUUCAUCACCCCUAACGAGACCUCCGUGGCCGAGAACAUCCCCGUCAACACCGUGGUGAUGGCCGUCAAAGCCGUGGACAAAGACGAAGGUCGUAACGGCUACAUCGAAUACUCCCUCUCCAACGACCCCCUCACCUCUGGCAUCUUCUCCCUGGGUCCGGUCGACGGACUGCUGCGCGUCUCCGGCCGCAUCGACCGCGAGACCAAGAGCAACUACACCCUCACCAUCACCGCCCGCGACCGCGGAGACCCUCCUCGCGCUACCCAGACCCAGAUCUUCGUGCGCAUCCUCGACGAGAACGACAACAGCCCCGUGUUCGACCCCAAGCAGUAUAGCGCGUCCAUCGCCGAGAACGCCUCGAUCGGCGCCAGCGUGCUGCAGGUGUCCGCCACCGACGUGGACGACGGCCUCAACGGUCGCGUGCGCUACUCGAUCAGUUCCGGGGACACCAACCGUGACUUCAGCAUCGCAGAAGACACAGGUGUUGUUCGUGUGGCUAAAAACUUGAAUUAUGAAAGGAAAUCGCGGUAUGUGCUGACGGUACGUGCGGAAGACUGCGCUGAGGACAUCAACGGGGACGUGGUGAGGUCCGACACCGCGGAAAUCGUCAUCUCCGUUUCGGAUAUCAACGAUAAUCCGCCCACGUUCUUGGACUCGCCGUAUUUAGCGUACGUCAUGGAGAACACGAUCCCGCCCAACGGAGGGUACGUUAUUACGGUGCAGGCGUACGAUGCCGACACGCCGCCGCUCAACUCGCUGGUGAGGUACUUCAUCAAGGAGGGCAAGCCGGACACGUUCAGGAUCAACGCCUCCACGGGGGAGAUCUCGCUGCUGAGGGCGCUGGACAGGGAGGUGCAGGCGGAGUACACGCUGUCGCUGGGGGCUAUGGACACCGGAUCUCCACCUUUGACCGGAACUGGAACCGUCAAGGUCAUAGUCCAAGACGUCAACGAUCACAGCCCCGAAUUCAGAAGACAAUCCUAUCACGCAACCGUCGCCGAAAACUCUCCACUCUCCACAUGGGUCCUCACACCGACGGCCACAGACAAAGACGUGGGCCUCAACGCCAAAAUACGCUACAGCCUUUUAGGAGACAAAGUCGACAGGUUCAAAGUCGAUCAAGACAGCGGCGUCAUCACCACGUCGGCCAUACUAGACAGAGAAGAAACCGACAUCUACUACUUCACGUUAAUGGCACAAGACUGCUCCGCGACGGACCCUAGAGCAGCAGCUGUCAAUCUAACCAUCACAGUGUCUGACGAAAAUGACAACUCGCCUACUUUCACCUCCACGAAAUACGAAGUCUACAUCUCCGACAAGACCAAAGCGGGACACUUCGUCUUCGGAGCCAAAGCCACAGACGAAGACGUCGGUCUCAACAGCAAAAUCACUUACUCUCUAGCAGGAGAACACGCUAAAAACUUCACCAUAAAUCCAGAGACCGGUGUGAUCAAAGCGUCGCAAGAUCUCUCUCGGUCGUCCACGAACGUCUUCAAUUUAGAAAUCGAAGCGAAGGAUGGUGGGAAAAUCCCGAAGAAGGCUAGCACGGAACUGAGAGUGUUCCUCAAACCGGACCAUCUUUUCCCGUCUUUCACAUCGCCGGCCAAGACUAGGUUCGUUCUUGCGGAAAAUGUUGAAGCGGGGAAGCUAGUGGCGAGGUUCAAGGCUACUUCGCCUAAAAAGGGAGCGGCGAGCAACGUGCGCUUCGCCAUCGCCGGGGGUAACGUAGGCGAAGCCUUGACCAUGGACAAGAACACGGGAGAAGUCCAAGUGGCCGGGAAAGGUCUCGAUUACGAAACGUCUCCACAGUAUGAAGUGUGGAUCGAAGCUAGAGACUCAGACACGCCUCCACUACGAACAGUCUUGCAACUGACCAUCAACGUGACUGACGCCAACGACAACCCCCCGGUCCUCAACAGUCUCCUCUACAACGCGUCCAUCUUAGAAGAAGAAGCUCCACCACAACUGGUGGUCAAAGUUUCAGCGACCGAUGUAGAUUCGGGCGAAAACGGCCAAGUCACCUACAAACUGAUGGAUGAUUUCGAAGGGGCGUUCGAAAUUGACUCGGAAAGUGGAGAAAUCUACACCAAUACACGCCUGGAUCGCGAAGAAACCCCCAACUACGAACUAGUCGUCGAAGCUCUGGACCAAGGGGUCCCUCAGCUCACCGGAACUGCGACGGUUCUUGUCACAGUCCUCGACAAAAACGACAACCCUCCGCGUUUCAGUCGCCUCUUCAGCGUGAACGUCACCGAAAACGCAGACAUCGGCUCCUUCGUCAUCCAGGUCACCAGCUCCGAUAAAGACAUCGGCGAAAACGCCAACGCUACGUAUAGUUUCACAGAAAACCCGGGUGAGAAGUUCAAGAUUGAUUCCAUCAGCGGUAACGUGACCGUCGUCGGUCAUUUAGACCGCGAACAACAAGACGAGUACCUCCUAAAAGUAGCCGCCGUGGAUGGUGCAUGGAAAGCCGAAACUCCUCUCACCAUCACAAUUCAAGAUCAAAACGAUAACGCCCCAGAAUUCGAACACUCGUUCUACAGUUUUAACUUCCCUGAACUUCAGAGAGAUGUUGUUUUCGUUGGGCAAGUCACUGCGACCGAUCGUGAUAAGCAGGGGCCCAAUUCCGUUAUAAGUUAUUCACUGCAGCAGCCAUCCGACCUCUUCACGGUCGAUCCGGCGUCUGGAGAUAUCUUCAGUAAGCGCAGCUUGCGGUAUAAAUACACCCAAUUGGAAUCUUCACCUGAAAAUAUGUAUUCGCUUACGAUUCUGGCCACCGAUAAUGGAAAGCCGCCCAUGUCUUCGGAAUGUUUGGUAACUGUUAACGUUGUGGAUGCGAACAACAACGCGCCGAAAUUCGACGAGUCGGAGUACCUGUCUCCGGUACCACACGACGCUCAUGAAGGACAACUGCUGCUGAAGGUGACGGCGAGAGACGAACAAGACUUUGGCGUGAACGCGGAGAUUCAAUACGCGAUUGUCGCUGGAAAUGGUUCUAAGAACUUCGUUAUCGACAAAUACAACGGGUGGAUAACUCUGACUGAUCCCGUUACUCAAGUGGGCAAAGAAUACAUACUUAGAGUAAGAGCGGUGGAUAGGGGAGUACCGCCUCAGCAAGACGAAGUAACUGUUACGAUGGUGGUAACCGGCGAAAACAAAUACACGCCAGUUUUUACCGCCUUGAGUUACCAAGUGAUCGUACCGGAGAACGAACCGUUAGGUUCCACGAUUUUAACAGUUAGCGCUUCUGAUGGAGACCAAGGGCCUAACGGCAUGAUUCGCUACAAGAUAUCUGAAGGCAACGAAAGGAAAGAGUUUGCCGUCGAUGCCAUUUCAGGGGCUGUUACGAUACUGCAACCUCUAGACUACGACACGAUACAAGAGUACCACCUAAAUAUCACAGCGGAAGAUUUAGGGUUCAAAGCCCAUCAAACCACAGCUAUGCUUACGAUUACUUUGACAGACAUCAAUGACAAUUCACCUACGUUCAAUCAAUCGGUGUACGAAGCCUACGUCUCGGAGAACCUUCCUCCAAACAGCUUCGUUUACCAAGUCAAAGCCACCGAUAUCGACUCUCCCAAAAACGCGAUCAUCCAGUACUCGAUUUCAGAUGGUACCGACAAAGACAUGUUUGCUAUUGAUCAAAAAACUGGUAGAAUAACCGCACGCUAUAGUUUCGACUACGAAGAAAACAACCUCUACACACUAAAUAUAAUGGCAAGCAACCCCGACUCUCCCAUGUUUAGUACCGCGGAGCUUCGCGUCCACGUGAACGGCGUCAAUGAGUACUACCCCAGGUUCAUCCAACCAGCUUUUCACUUUGACGUUUCCGAAUCCACGGAAGUGGGAACACAAAUUGGUACCGUGCAAGCGACCGAUCAAGAUUCAGGGGACGACGGCAAAGUCUACUACCUCUUCGUGGGUUCGAGUAACGAUAAAGGCUUCAAUAUCAAUUCCGAAACUGGAGUUAUAAGCGUGUCCAGGAACCUAGAUCGGGAAACUCAAAGUCGCAUUGUGCUCACAGUCAUGGCUAAAAACGCUGGUGGUAUUCGGGGUAACGACACGGAUGAAGCCCAAGUCAUCGUUGAAGUCCAAGACGGUAAUGACCCGCCUGAGUUCCUCCAAAAUCUGUACGAGGUGGAGAUUUCUGAAGGUGCCAACAUAGGAACGAAAGUCACUAUUGUCAAAGCAGUUGAUAAAGACGUGCGUCCGCAGAAUAACCAGUUUAGUUACUCCAUUAUUGGAGGUAACACGGAACAAGCUUUUAAAAUCGAUCCUCAGUCGGGCGAAAUUGAAACCGCUCGGGUUCUGGAUAGAGAGACGAUUCCGGUGUACUCUUUGGUUGUUGGAGGGAUUGAUACUGGGCUGCCACCUCAAACGGGUACAGCGACUGUCAAGAUCCAUGUCACUGAUAUUAAUGACAACGGGCCCAUAUUCGAUCCUCCUCAAGUUAUCGGAAGAGUUAUGGAAAAUGAACCACCGAAUACCAGAAUAAUGACACUGUCGGCCAAAGACCCAGAUCUACCUCCAAAUGGGGCACCCUUCACCUAUAAGUUGAUAGGAGGCAAACACAAAGAUUAUGUUAGGAUUGAUAAACAUUCAGGGAUGGUUGUUACUACGAAAAUGAUAGACAGGGAGGCAAUUCCUCAGUUGGAUAUUUUGGUGGAAGUGGAAGAUAGUGGUACCCCGAGAAUGAAAUCUCAGCAUAGUGUCACGAUUGAAGUUCUGGAUCAAAAUGAUAGCCCAUCGAGUUCUAGAUCGGUUCAUGUACUAGUCUAUGCGUUCAAUGGGGCUUUCCCUGUUGGUAAAAUCGCAGACGUGCAUCCCAACGAUCUCGACAUUACUGGAGACUAUAAAUGUAAGGUGAUUCAAGGGCCUACCAUUUCUGGGGUACUAUCGGUACCAUCAGGGUGCAAUUUACACGCAUCUAGAGUAACUCCGGGACAAGGUUAUUCACUAUCUGUCUCCGGCAACGACGGCAAACAUUCCGACGUCGUAUCCACAGUCACUGUGGAAUUCGUAAGAUUCACCAACGAAACGGUUGAAAAUUCCAUCACGAUUCGAAUCGGCAACGUCACCAGUCAACAAUUCCUAGCCCAAAGUUACCGAGGUCUUCUCGAUAUCCUCAAAGUAUCCCUCAGUUCCGGUGAAAGUCUCUUCCUGUACGGUCUCCACGACACAGACGAAGGUCUUGAAUUGACAGUAGCUGUCAAAAACGGAAUCACCUACCGCAACAGAGACUACGUCGUCGAAAAGUUAUCCAAAAAACGCGAAAGCAUCGUGAGCCUCUUCCAAACCGCCGACGUGAAAAUCGGUUUCUCUCCCUGCAACGACAACACUUGCGAGAACGGAGGUAUCUGCACCGAAGAAAUCAGCGUCAAACGCAAUACUAAAAUCACCGACAGUCAAAACAUUGUCUUCACUUCUCCCUUGAUCGUGCAUGAAUACAACUGCCAGUGUGCCGACGGUUUCACCGGCAAGAACUGCAACAAACGCCAAGACCCUUGCCAACCCAACCCCUGCAAAUCCGGCGGUCAGUGCCGCCGUCAAGGUUUCAACUUCCACUGCAUUUGCCCUCCUUCCAAAGACGGCAGGUACUGCGAAAUGGAACGCGGGGACGCUUGCUCGGAAAAUCCUUGCCAGAACGGUGGUUCCUGCCGGGAAAGUCCGGACGGUUCUUCCUUCUUCUGUUUGUGUCGUCCCGGCUACCGCGGCAACCAAUGCGAAGCCCUUGCUGAUUCUUGCAGGCCCAACCCUUGCCUUCACGGCGGACUUUGCGUCAGCUUGAAGCCCGGGUACAAGUGUAGUUGCACGGAUGGCCGCUACGGAAGACAUUGCGAGAAGUCCACGUUCGGCUUCCAGGAACUGUCGUACAUGGCGUUCCCGUCGCUAGACGCCGCCACCAACGACAUCACUUUCAUCUUUUCGACAACGAAGCCGAACUCCUUGCUCGUGUACAACUACGGCUUGCAGACUGGUGGCCGCAGCGACUUCGUGGCUGUUGAAUUAGUGAACGGACGUGCCGUUUUUUCCUUCGGCGGUGCCAGAACGGCUGUAACGUCCAUCAGCGUCGGAGGCAAGAACAACAACCUGGCCGAUGGCAGCUGGCACAAGAUCAUCGCGACUAGGAACGGCCGAGUGGUGUCAUUAAGUGUCGCUCCAUGUAUGGAACACGGUGAUGUAUGUGAAGAAUGCCGUCCCGGUGACAAUUCUUGUUACGCUGAUGAUAUUGGACCGGCGGGGACUUUGAACUUCAACAAUCAGCUUCUGCUGAUUGGCGGUUUGAACAGCGCCGAUCCCGUUCUGGAGCGUCCGGGCCAAAUCCACUCCGACGACCUGGUGGGGUGCGUGCACAGCGUGUCCGUGAACGGGAGACUCCUCAAUCUCACGCACCCUCUGCAAGCGGAGGGUAUUCAGAACACGUGCGCACGAAGAGGCUCGUGUGCGGCGGUUUCCUCGGAUCCGUGUCUCGGGUUCGGGACUUGUCUGGACCGGUGGAGCUCGGUUAGUUGCACCUGCGGCAGCAACCUCGUCGCACCGAAUUGUCACAGCGCCCUCCAACCAGUCAGUCUCAGCGACGGUGCUUUCGUGGAAUUCGCCAUCUCGAAGAAGCACAAAAGGAUGCAGUUGCUGGAAUCGUUGUACGGGGGUUCAACCCUGUGGAAGAGGCGCAAACGGUCGAAUGACUCUCCCGCGAAAAGUGUCAGUUUGUUGUUCAGGACGGUACAGACGAAGGGUGUGAUCUUUUACGCCACCAGCAAUAAACAAUAUACCUCAGUAGAACUAAUCAACGGUCAAAUCGUGUACAUAAGUAAAUUGUCGAGUAGUGUUAAUAUGACUGAUAGCCAUGCCAGCGUGACGGAUGGGCAUUGGCAUAACAUAACCCUUCACUCGCACAGUCGUGGACUUGAGAUACUUCUCGACGGUGUCCGAUUAGGCGACGAACUAGACACAGCAGGAGUUCACGAUUUCCUAGAUCCAUACCUCACGUACUUGUCCGUGGGGGGUGCUCAACGCAAUUUCUAUUACGCCCGCGAUUCGGUUCCGCAACCAUUCGAAGGUUGCGUAACCAACUUCACGAUCAACAACGAAAUCCAACCGUUUAAUGGAUCCGGAAGCAUCUUCCAUGAAGUAGUCUUCAAAGGGAAAGUUCUGAGAGAAUGCAACGGGGUUAUCGGAGUCGGAGCUGCGCCCUCUACGGAUCCCCUCAGCAUCGGAAUCACCCUCGUCAUCGUUUUCUUUGUGGUGUUACUUGUUGCCAUAUUAGUUUCGUUCGUAGUUUUUAGAUUGAGAAAACAACACAAAGAAAAAGGAGGGGCUCCGGGAAGCCCGUCCGGAAUGCACAGUAAACAGAACGGGGGCACAACCAUGAUGAGUACCAACGGAUUGAACACCGUCAACGACAACGUACUAGGUCGAGGGUUGCACACCGCUGAUAACUCCAUGGGGUACCACUCGGAGAAUGGAGACGUGAUACGAGGCAUUGGCGGCCAUCCCUUGGUAGGUCCCGAACUGUUAUCGAAGAAGUACAAAGAGAGGGACAUCGGUCAAGGGGAGCUGCCGAGACCGCAGAGACCCGACAUUAUCGAAAGAGAGGUGGUCAGCAAGAGUAUCCCGAUGAGGGAAGAGCACCACCCGCCACUCCCACCUACGACUAACCACAGCCACGACCACGGACCCAACGACCUAAACUCCGAAAUCCCCGAACACUACGACUUGGAGAAUGCAAGUUCCAUUGCGCCCUCAGACAUCGACGUGGUGUACCACUACAAAGGAUACAGGGAGGCAGGAGGGGUUCGGAAAUAUAAAGCGACGCCUCCUCCGGUGGCGGGUUACCACCACAAGCACACAGGUGCGCAAGCGCAAGCCCAACACCGCCACUCACCUCACCACCCCACGGGGUACCCUCCUCGAGCUCCCCCCGUCACUAGUCCCAGUUCGAGGCCCCACCAAAGCACUCCCUUGGCUCGUCUGAGCCCCAGCAGCGAGAUGAGCGCCCAGCAACCGCGCAUCUUGACUCUGCACGACAUCAGCGGGAAGCCCCUCCAGAGCGCCCUGUUGGCAACGACGUCCAGCUCGGGGGGCGUCGGGAAAGACGUCCUCCACAGCAACAGCGAGAGGAGUCUCAACAGUCCCGUGAUGUCGCAGCUCAGCGGGCAAAGUUCCAGUAGUCGGAAAGCGGCGGCUCCUCCUCCCGUCUCGAACCCCUCGAGCGGAAUGGGCUUGACUGCCGAAGAGAUCGAAAGACUUAACUCGAGACCUCGGACUUCCAGUCUAGUGUCGACUCUAGACGCCGUUUCUAGUUCGAGCGAGGCGCCUCGAGGGGGCGGCAACAACCACCUCAAUCACCUCCACCACUCGCCGGUGCCGGCGACGCACCACAGCUCCACCACGACGGACGAAAGCGGGAACGACAGUUUCACGUGCUCGGAGAUAGAGUACGACAACGCCAGUCUGGCGGGGGACAAGUAUAAGUCCAACGAGCCGGAUUCGAGGAGGAACGAUUCCAGUUCGGGUAGUAAGAACAAUAUACCUCUGCCGUCGUACGACGGGUUCGAUUCUUCGUACAGGGGCUCGAUGAGCACGCUGGUGGCGUCCGACGACGAGCUGGAGGGACCGCUGUACAGGCCGUCGACGGGGUCGCCGUCCACGACAGGGUUGGGUUGGGACUUCUAUCUCAACUGGAACCCCAACUUCCAGAGCUUAGCGGGUGUGUUCAAAGACAUUGCCGAGUUACCUGACUCUGUGAAUGGAAGGGUGCCAUCCUCGUUAAGGCUGACGAAUGCGCCCAAGCCUUCCGAGGAAUAUGUAUAGUUUAUAGUGCCGUAUUCAAAGACUUAUUAAAUCAAUUUUAACGAAGCAGUAAACCUUGUAUCAAGGAUUUUGUAAUUUCUUGCCAUAUUUUUGUAAUUUUUUAUGUAAAUUAAUUUAGCAUUAAAUGAUGCGUCCUCCUAUCCUUAAGACUUGUGUACAUAGUUUUUUACUAAAAAGUCCAACAGUGUAGA
Messenger RNA from Zophobas morio, 15665 nucleotides. RefSeq names its product cadherin-related tumor suppressor (gene ft). The transcript is spliced from 8 exons. Gene Ontology annotation, biological process: homophilic cell-cell adhesion. Gene Ontology annotation, molecular function: cadherin binding; calcium ion binding. The coding region runs from base 529 to 15474 and encodes 4981 amino acids. Gene Ontology annotation, cellular component: plasma membrane; catenin complex. NCBI's taxonomy places the organism in Eukaryota, Metazoa, Arthropoda, Insecta, Coleoptera, Tenebrionidae. The record is from RefSeq and is a predicted model, not a curated record.